Messenger RNA from Spodoptera littoralis (African cotton leafworm), 2769 nucleotides. NCBI's taxonomy places the organism in Eukaryota, Metazoa, Arthropoda, Insecta, Lepidoptera, Noctuidae. The record is from the annotation of a GenBank genome assembly.
AUGAUGUCCCAUUACUACGAGCCCUACCAUCGUUGUGAGACACUUGCUGAAUUUAAUUUUUAUUUUGGUGGUGAUAAUGAAGAAGAAAUGGAUGAUGACGAUAAUUAUAUUUACUGUUACUGCAGCAGAGUGUAUAUAAAAGAUGGCGUUGACACCUACUUUGUUGACAAAGAGUAUGCAAGUGAAAGUGAUGUUGAAGUCCUGCGGGACUCACAGUCCCAAGAUUUGGAGGACCACUCCCAUGUGCAUUUCUCUUUAGAUGCUUCUUACAAAAAUAAAUGUGAGAGAGAUGAUGUUGCAAGCUGCUACUGCAGUGCAUCCCACACUGAGAACUGCUGUUCUACUGACGAACAUGAUGCAGGCCACACUCACGGCACUAUCUCCCAUGCACUACAGCCCAGUGAUAGCGGUGCCGACCUUACCUACCAAGACUAUCACUUUGAAGGUCAUGAUAAACUCGAACGAAUGGAUGAAGACCUCCCAGAUUCUCCAGAAAACUAUUUAGCUGAAGAUACAUGGGAAAAGUUUUGGGCCAUUCAUGGAGAAAGACUGAUUUGGGCAUCCUGGAUAAAGAAGUACAGUGACUACAUCAACCCAGCUUACUUGGACGAAAAUAACGACUUAGUUCUAGAUGAAAACAACAUACCAAAGCAGCAUUCUGUCGAUCAGAUUUAUAAGAAACAGUCGGAAACUACUCAGAAAGUAGAAGAUGAAGAAAUGAGGGAAAGGAAAUUCUCGUAUGAUUCGAAAGUGAAUCCUUAUAAAAAGCGUAAUUCUCAAAAUCAAUCCGAGAAGACUGAUAAAAAUAAUGAAUUAAAUAAAGAUGAAGCUUGGUUGCCAAUAGCUAGGCGUCGGUCCUGUUCUGAACAUGACAGAAUUUUAAGUCCGAGAACCGUAGAUGGGACAGACUCCAUGACUAACGUGACCCGGCUCACUCUAUCUAGCUACGAUGUUACUUCUAGCCACAUCACAUCAGAAUCUACGCCUACCGACACUGACUACAGUGUGUCAUCAUCCUCGUCCGACGACCCGUCGAAUGAUCAGACGAGGAUAGCGAACUUAGAAGAAAAGUACGAAAAUCUAGAAGUGCAAACAGAUGAGUUAGAUCCUGAGCAAUAUUGGCAAUAUUUGUGGAAGAAACAUUUCGGAGAACAGUACGCCUUGCAUUUUGCGCACUACACAGAACACCACAAUGCUCAAGCCAACGAGGUGCCAGCUAUACAGAUCGAAGUUGUACCAGAACCAGCGAAAAUUGAAGAAAAGCUCUUAGAAAUAGAAUGUGAAAACAGUGAAGGAAACUCUCAAGAAACACCUACAGUUAUUGAAUUACAAAAGCAAACAGAUCAGAUCUCCUUAGAGGACAAGCCUAAACCUGAAAAAAAGAAAAAGAAGAAGAACAAUCCUUAUUAUUCUUCUUCUUCUUCUUCUAGUAAUAAGAAGAAAGAUAGUGGAAGAUACAUAACUUCUGUCGGUGUUUUACUACAGAAUUUAUUAAAGGAAGAGCAGGCAAAGCAAAAUGAACUUACUGAUGUGGCAGAUAAAACAGAAAAUGACACGAAUAACACAGACAAUACGCAAAAAACUGAAAUGGAUGUAGUUGAUAGUACAACUGUUUCAAAUAAUACUGAAAACUUUAAUAGCAAUAAUAAUAAUAAUUCAAAUUCGUAUUCCAAUGACGGUGAUGAUGAACCGCCAGAAGACACGCCUGCCGUCUUAAAACGAAGCCAUGAACUCGACGACGAAGAGGACGUAGCUCAAGCUAAGAUAAAAAGCACCAUACAGAUGAUGGGAUUCUCUGUGGACACUGACAAGUUGCCCAAAGGCGAACUGAUUUAUAGAAAGCGGCCAGGCAAACUGCGCCCGCCUAGGCUAAGGAAAAACAUGGGCAAUAAGAAGACUUAUUUCGAUGAAGAUGGCAAUCCGUGCCAGCCAAAGGAUUCUCCAGACGAGAGGGAAAUGCAGACGGAUGAUGACUGCACAGAACUGAAGUCCGGUGGCACACCACGUCUCAUGUCCAAAGACCCAAGCUUGGAAGACGAUACGGCGAAAUUAUCAGAAGCAGCGGCAGUUGCUUUACCUUGCGACGCUGAUGAUGAUGACAAAGAACUGAAGACUGAAGGAUCUCAACACGAUAACUCUCGGAUGCCAGCGGAGCUUAGAGAAGACCCGAGGAUGCACAAAUACUGGAAGAAAAGGCACUCGCUCUUCCACAGGUUCGACGAAGGGAUCCAGUUGGACCGCGAGAGCUGGUUCAGCGUAACCCCAGAGAGCGUGGCGAGUCAUAUCGCUCAAAAAUAUAAAUAUGACGUUGUGUUGGACGCGUUCUGCGGUGCUGGCGGCAAUACCAUACAGUUUGCGAAGACCUGUAAUCGGGUCAUCGCGAUAGAUAUUGACCCGACCAAAAUUGAGAUGGCCCAACACAACGCUAAAGUUUAUGGCGUCGCGGACAAAAUAGAAUUUAUAGUAGGCGACUUCUUCCAGUUGGCACCGCAACUCAGUGCGGAUAUGGUCUUUCUCAGUCCGCCAUGGGGAGGCCCGUCGUAUUCAAAAAAUGCAGAAUAUGACAUCGAAUUGAUGCUGGAGCCAAGACCGGCGUCAGAGCUGUUGCGGGUGGCCCAUACGAUAUCGCCUAAUGUAGAGUUAUAUAUACCCAGGAACUCCAGGCCCGAUCAAAUUAUAUCUAUUGCAAAAGAGGUUGGGUGCUCUGUUGAAAUAGAGCAGAGCUUCCUUGAUAGACGUUUCGUGGCUAUAACAGCGUACUUUUUCUAA